AUGAGGAAACACACAGGACACAAGAUCUUGUUGGAUCAAGACUAUUUCGAUCCUUUGAGCGUUCAAGUCGACGUAGGGCUGCCUCCUCCACCGUCUCCCAGUCAUAAAAUCGAACAGUUCAAGCUCAAAACUAGAUCGUUCUCACACACAUCACACUCACCAUUUUCUGCACAGGUUUCGAUCUCACCAGGCUCUGAUCAUGUCUCUUCACAAUUUGCACAACACUCCUUUUCCAACAGACACACGAUGACGGAGAAGAAACUGGGAAGCAGCCCCAAAAGGGCAGCUUCCUCACCCCUUCAGUUGGAAAAUAACGGCUCAGACUCUUCACUAGUCACAAGUUUCAUCAAUAGUUACAAGGAUAUGGGCGAUUCUGACUCCUAUCCUGCGAACUCUGACUCAGAGCACUCUUUAUUCUCGCUUCAAACUCAUUCUUCCAAAGAAUCCCUACCCAAAGCUGAUUUCAUCAAUACCUACUCGAAACCGCUGCCUUCUAUUCCAAUCGAAACUUUCAACCAAGCUGAUGUGAGAGACUACAACCUCAGCUCUCCGCGCCGCCAAACUCACUCUCAGUCUCCACCAAAACCGAAACCGCAACCCAAAAAACACCACAUGGCGCCUCCUGAUACAACUAUUUUCACCAGAAAGCCAACGUACAUCAGAAAACAGCAUCGAUCACCCUCCGAUCAGGCAGUACGUGAUGCUGGGAUCGAGCCAUUCAUGCUCGGCGGGUAUCAGCCAACCAAAACGUUAAAGAUCGUAAAUUAA
Ogataea parapolymorpha DL-1 is the source of this 768-nucleotide messenger RNA. RefSeq lists its product as uncharacterized. The coding region runs from base 1 to 768 and encodes 255 amino acids. Lineage: Eukaryota; Fungi; Ascomycota; Pichiomycetes; Pichiales; Pichiaceae. The record is from RefSeq and is a predicted model, not a curated record. The transcript has a single exon.